Epithele typhae is the source of this 780-nucleotide messenger RNA. RefSeq names its product phosphatidylethanolamine-binding protein. NCBI's taxonomy places the organism in Eukaryota, Fungi, Basidiomycota, Agaricomycetes, Polyporales, Epitheliaceae. The transcript has 4 exons. The record is from RefSeq and is a predicted model, not a curated record. The coding region runs from base 1 to 780 and encodes 259 amino acids.
AUGCGCGCCCACAUUAUUGCUGCUGCUGCCGCCAUCUGGCUCGUCUCACCCGUCUGUGCGGGCUUGACGACCUCCGACGUCGAGAAAGCGUUCAAGCAAGCGAACAUCAUCCCUGAUGAAAUCCCGGACUUCACGCCCAAGGCUCUCCUCAACGUCGCCUACAUUGACCCAGCCACAAAAAAAUCGAUCUCAAUCACCCCAGGCAAGGCCAUUUCCGUGAACCAGACGGCCGUGCGUCCGCAAUACGCGGUGACGUCCUCACAGACCAACCUAGCCGGCCAGAGCUUCGUGCUCGUCAUGUUCGACCCCGACGCCCCGACGCCGCAAAACAAGUCGCUCGCCCAGGUCCGGCAUAUGAUCGCCCAGGUGCAGCUCAGCAGCGACACCAAGGCGCUCGCGUCCACCGCCGGCUCGCUCCUCACGAACACCUCCAAGGCGAUCUCGGAGUACUUUGGGCCUGCACCCCCGGCCGGGAAUGCCCACCGGUACACCAUACUGCUGUUCCAGGAGCCCGCGUCGUUCGCGUCGCAGGUCGGCGCGCUCGUCAACGCGUCGACGCCCGUCACGGGGUUCAACACGCGCAACUUUGCGCACACGCUCGGGCUCGGAGCGCCAGUGGCGGGCACGUUCUUCAUGACGGGUCAGAACACCGCCAACGCUUCGCCCGACGGAACCGGGGCGUCGUCGAGUAAGACGAGCGGGUCUGGGCGCACGGUUGUGGGCGUCGUGGCCGCGACAAUAGCGGCUUUCGUAGCUGGGUUUGGGAUGGUUGCUUGGUGA